CUAGAGAGCUUCACUGAUAUCACUGCAGUAUGCGCAAUCUGAGGUCACGCCAACAAUGGAGACACCCUUCCUCCUCCUCUGCGUCACCUUCUCCCUCUCCCUCUCGCUUGCAGCCUCGCUGAUGCUCCUCCGUCGCGGCAGCCAUGGAACAGCACAUGGGCACAAGCAGAUGGGGCUGCCUCCGGGCCCGCCGGCUGUGCUCUUCCUGGCCAAGUUCCUUGUGCUCCGGCUCUCCAUUUUCGACCUCGCCCAUCUACUUGCGGGCCUCCAUGGCCCCGUCUUCUCUGUCCGCCUCCUCCGCCACACAAUGGUCUUUGUCGCCGACCGCCGUGUGGCGCACCGCGCACUCGUGCAGGGCGCCGCCGCCUUCGCUGAUAGGCCGCUGUUGGGUGACCCCACCCGCGAAUGCUUCGACCGGCGCAACAUCAGCGGCUCACCCUACGGCCCAUACUGGCGCCUCGUUCGCCGGAACCUUGCAUCCAUGGUGGCGCUCAGCCCUUCUCGCGCCGCCCUCUUCGCCCCGGCAAGGAGGCGGGUGACUGACGGCAUCGUCUUCGAACUGCUCCACCAAGAGCAACAACCCGUGAUGGUCAGGCCGCUCCUGCGACGCGCCAUGUUCGAGCUGCUCAUGUACAUGUGCUUUGGGGCCCAGCUCAGCAAGAAGGCGCUGGACGAGGUCGAGGCGCUGCAGCGGGAGGUGCUCCUCGGGAUCACCGCCUUCGCCUCUUUUCCGACGCUCACCAAGAGGCUUUUUCCCCGACGUUGGGCGGCAUACGUCACCACGCGUCGUAGGCAGGCGGAGAUCUUCGAACCGCUCAUCCGUGCCGCCGCUUGCCACCGCGCCGGCGGCAAUGAUGAACUAGCCGCCCCGCCGUGCUACGCCGAGUCGCUCCUUAUGAUCCGGGUGGCCGACGAGGGCGAUCGCCCGCUGACAACCGACGAGGCAGUCAGCCUCUGCUCCGAGUUCCUGAACGGUGGGACGGACACCACGACGACCCUGAUCGAGUGGAUCAUGGCCGAGCUCGUGAACCACCCCGGCAUCCAAGCCAAGCUCCACGAAGAGGUCACCAAAGCCAAGCGAGACACAAACAACCACGGCGACUUGCAGGCGAUGCCGUACCUAAAGGCCGUUGUGCUCGAAGGGCUGCGGCUGCACCCGCCCACCAGCCUCGUCCUGCCACACGCCGUGCGCGACGACGACAACGUGGGCAUUGGGGGUUACACGGUGCGCAAAGGAACGGAGCUCAACUUCCUUGUCGCAGAGAUGGGGCGCGACCCAACGACGUGGACGGCAGCGCGGGAGUUCCGGCCAGAGAGAUUCCUGGCUGGCGGCGAGGGGUGCGACGUGGAUAUUACAGGGAGCAGGGAGAUCAAGAUGAUGCCAUUCGGCGCUGGCCGCAGGAUGUGCCCUGGGUACUCGCUCGGCAUGCUUCACGCCGAGUACUUCGUGGCCAGGCUAGUCAGGGAGCUGGAGUGGCUGCCGCCGGCAGCAGAAGCGGCGGAGGUGGACAUGACGGAGAUGCUAGAUUUCACCACCUUGAUGAAGAAUCCGCUCCAAGCACGCGUCGUUGCGAGAAAGCAAAUAGUAUAAGUGUGUGAUCACCAUGGGCAAGUCAGAAGCAGCCCCAAGAGCUCUCGUAUACUUUCAUAACCAGUUCAUUCUACAAUAAGUGUGUAAUCACCAUGAGCAUGAAUUUCUAUGUAACUUCUUUCUAUAACACUUCUUACAUAUUAGUAUUGUACUUUAUGUGAUUGAUAUUACAGAAAAAGGUAGAAUUGGCAUGUAAGGCCCUGUUU
Messenger RNA from Brachypodium distachyon (stiff brome), 1797 nucleotides. Its product is annotated as cytochrome P450 89A2. NCBI's taxonomy places the organism in Eukaryota, Viridiplantae, Streptophyta, Magnoliopsida, Poales, Poaceae. The record is from RefSeq and is a predicted model, not a curated record. Gene Ontology annotation, cellular component: membrane. Bases 56 to 1591 code for a protein of 511 amino acids. Gene Ontology annotation, molecular function: heme binding; iron ion binding; oxidoreductase activity, acting on paired donors, with incorporation or reduction of molecular oxygen, NAD(P)H as one donor, and incorporation of one atom of oxygen. The transcript has a single exon.